GUCCAUUUUGGCUUUAAAAGUUUUGAAGAUAGAAGGCUUGAAAAUCUGGGCAUUUUAAGGAAUUCUGACUACACUUCAUAGAAAAUACGACUCAAAUACUCGAAACGUGCUGACGUAAAAUGUGCGCAGUUCGCCAGGGUUACCCGCUGAAACGGAGGAGGUUGCAAGGACAAACUGCAAAGGGGAAACAUGGCAUGCUUCAGUAUUUCGUGCUUGACAGUCGGUGCCGAGAUAAACUAACAACUCUGGUGUAGUUUGUGAAGCUGUGAAGCAGAAGGCCUCCAAAUAGUAUAAAGGAUUAAUUGGUGAUGUAUGCAGAAGUCCCAGGCGGAGAUAAUCGUUUCGUCAUGUACGAUAUAGGGAAAGGCCAUGCCAUUUUAUCGUGCUACAAUAUGCUUAAAAAGGGUAUAUUAUUAUAUACAGACAUUACAAUGUUCGGGGGAACCACCGUGGAGCUAACGUAAAGCGGCCAGCCGAGUCCGAGUUUUAACACAGAAUGGAGCGUGAGGCAGGCACCAGACGUGGACGGGACGCCAAUACAUCGCAGCUCCCAUUCACGUAUACUUAGGACAAUUUAUGGUCCUCCAUUAACCAGUCCCGUAUGUUCUGGGCUUCUGGGGCAGCAGGACCGACUCGAAUAAGGAAAGAACGUGUAAACUCCACGGAGAUUGUGUUUGAACCCAACCGUCGGCUCUUACAGCGUGACUGUUAAACCUGCUGCCAUUGUUUAGCUUUAGAAGCCUGAAUUAUGACAAUAUGAUGAAAUGCUAUUUUAGAAAAGAAUUCUGUCAUUUGUAAUUUCGAAUAAUAUUUUAUAGUUGGAGUGACAGGGAAGUGAAAAAAACAGGUUCCUUAAUGUUGAUUACAGGAUGACUGGUAACUGUUGGUAAAUUAAUUUAUAACAUGGUUUUGCCAGUUUGCAUGCCACAAAAUCAAUUUGGAGUUAUACAGAAUUGUGCUUUGUACACGUAGUAAUAAUGACCCUAUAAAUACAGUAUAGAGAAAGUUUGAAAAUGAUAAAUCAUAGCCAAAAGUAUUAUUGUUUGUGUUGUACAUGCGCAGUUACAUUAUAGAAAACAUUGUCCAUCAAGAGGUUGGAGAAAUGGAUUAUAAUUACAGAUUUUUAAACCUUGUCUCGACCAUUAUGAAAGUUUGGGGGUAAUAGGAAAUUGGUAAAUUUGUACCUUUAAACCAUUUGUUACCGCAUGUGCCAUCCACUUUAAAAAAUAACUUUCAGCUUAUCAAUCUGAAAAGCAAACGAUUAAUUGAUAAGGAGGACAAAGGUUUAAUUGGAUACAAAAGAAAAAGUUGCUGGGGGGAUCCGUAGGAUUGAUCAAUCGGGUUUGAAUCGCUACCCCCUCCAUCCGUUUAAGUUCCUCGUCGACUCUAAUUGGUUGGAUGCACUCGCGAUUGUUGGUCGGAUUGGGCAGUGUCUAGAGGCGGAGCGCAGCGCGCGCAGAAUGAAUUACGUAAGGCGGGAGCUAUCCUUUUACUUACCAAAAUUUAAACACUUUCUUGAGUUCCGCCGGAUUAAGCAAGCGAGUUUAUCGAUUAGUUAUAGUCAUCCAACAAGCGGGAUAAUAUUAAUACUAUUUCUUGACGGUAGCUUUUAAACGCCGAUAAAAGAUAUAAUGGUGUAUAUUUCAACAAGAAUUUUUCGUAUGUCUCCGGGGUUCGUCUGCCUAUUAGAGAAUUUAUCGAUAAGCCGUCUCUAGUAUGAGAAAACAGGCGCAUUUUGUGUUCCUGUUGAGGAUCGAUUGUGUUUGGUUUUUCUGAACGGUGGAGAUCGUGAGAAGUCUGACUAGUGAAAAGGACACAAAUCCUUUGGAGGUAUUCUAAGGAGUUCUGCAGUUACAGUGGGUAAAAAAUGAUUACUACGGUACUUAGUUUGGAGAGUUUCAGUGAAAAACAGAGCAGCACUUCGCAUCCCAUAGGCCAGUGCAGUGCAAAUGAAAAGGAAAUGGUAUUUUUAGAGCCACAUUCAAGGGCAGAAAGAACUCCCCUGAAGAUAUCUACUUCGCUUUUAGUAUCUGGAGAAAUCAAUCAAGAUAUGGAUUCUUUGACAACCCCCACAAAAGGAAAAGAAUCUCUUGUUUGUGAACCGUGGACUCCCACAGCAAAUCUCAAAAUGCUCAUCAGUGCAGCAAGCCCAGAGAUUAGAAACAGGGAAAUGGAACUGGGUGCAGAUGAUCGGGAAGUUACAGGUUCCAUAGAUGUUUGCCAGGAAAACCUAAUGGAAGAUGAUCCAGAUAAACUUCAGCCAAGUAGAAAAGAAAAGAGUUUAGGUUUGCUCUGUCAUAAAUUCCUAGCACGCUACCCUGAUUAUCCCAACCCUGCACUAAAUAACAAUAUCUGCCUUGAUGAAGUAGCAGGAGAGCUAAGUGUAGAAAGAAGACGGAUCUAUGAUAUUGUAAAUGUACUUGAAAGUUUGCAUAUGGUGAGUCGGCUUGCUAAAAACCGUUACACUUGGCAUGGGCGUUGUAACUUGAUUCAAACUCUAGCAGCCUUGAAGAAGGUUGGAGAGGAGCAUCAAUAUGCAGAACAAAUGCAGCAGAUAAAACAGAAAGAUUUUGAGAAAGAAUUUGAGUCGGAUAAUGAAGAAAAAGAAAACAAAGUGUUCCUUAAAACCAAACCGACCGAGAGAGAUUUUGGACAUAAAGAGAUGUGUUUUGUAGAACUUCCUGGAAUGGAAUUUAAAGCAGCUUCUGUAAAUGGCAGGAAGGACAAAUCCUUGAGAGUCAUGAGUCAGAAAUUCGUAAUGCUCUUUUUGGUGUCAACGCCUCGUAUUGUAAGCUUAGAAGUUGCAGCCAAAAUUCUUAUUGGGGAAGAUCAGGUGGUGGAUUUAGAUAAGAGUAAAUUUAAAACUAAAAUCAGAAGACUGUAUGACAUUGCUAAUGUAUUAAGUAGCCUUCAGCUGAUAAAAAAGGUCCAUGUUACCGAGGAGAGGGGACGAAAGCCAGCGUUUAAGUGGACAGGACCAGAGACUUUCCCCAGUUUACAGGAUUCAAAUCCUCUGAUCGCUACAACCUCUGUUAACCCAACUCCUUUAAAUUCUCGAUCCUCAAUUGAAAAUUGCACUAAAAACCUUUUUCCUGAUUCCAAUGCUAAGCAAUCCUUUACUCGACACCCAUCUCUUAUUAAAUUGGCCAAAAGUAUUGAUGAUGACAGAAGAAAAAUAAAUUCUGCACCCAGCACACCUUUGAAGAAAACAUGCAAUUGUUCAUCCGAGAACAGCACUGGCCAAAUACCCUUUGUCUGCAAAUCUCAACUUGAAGAAUACACAAAGUCUGACAAGCAAAAAUUGGAUGAACAAAAUGUAGAACAUCAGCUACAGACAAAAGGAAACAACGGGAUAGGUAUAGUGAAGCCAGUAUUAACUUCAGAACUCAGUGGAACAAUAGCUUCACCAACGGACUCUUUUCAGCUAAAAACAGCAUUACCUAUAGCCCAGUCUUCUCUUAUUCCAAUGUUAUUACCUCAAAGCCAUAACAAUGGCCCUUAUGCAAUCUAUUUUCAUGCUCCAUCAGUACGGCCAAUGGCCAAUCCAUCUAGCUUAGCUGUGCGAUCAAUGACCUUUGGAGAAAACUUGUCAAAUUCUGAAAGUCCAUCUCGCAGAUGUAGUGGAAACAUGACAUCUGCUUCACCUGCCAAUGAAAAAGAUAUCAACACAGAAGGUGCAAAUCUGUUUCAAAACAUUGGCACACCAGACAAAAAUUUAAAACGUGUUCUUGCUGAGAAGAGUCCAGAAGAGAGUUCUCCAAAACAAGCCAAAGUUCAAAUUCAAACAUCUGCAGCUUAUAGGGAUAUGUCGUCUACUGAAAAGCAACAACACAACACUUGCCAAAAGAAUCCUGCAGUGCAUAAAGGUCUCCUAACAAACAGGCCUACUUCUAGGGCUCUGCAUUUAGAGCCAGAGUUUAUUAAUACUCCAGAAGUGAAGGACAAUUUUUCAGGGAAUGCUGGAAAAAGUGUGGAAUAUUUACUGGCUAAUGAAGAGAGAGGCAGCAUAGCUGAAGCAGGGCUUACUCCUCUGAGAACUUUCUCAAUACCAGCGUUCACAAUUCCUGCCCACCUUCAGGCUGAAACUUUAAUACCUACUGGCUAUCUUAUUCCUUUAACAUCACAGUCAGUCCUUGGUUGUUCAGGAGAUUUAGAUCCAGAAAGAAAGGCUGAACACAAUUCAGUUGUACACCCCGGGGCUUUCUCAUCACCAACUACAGGAAUGGCAUCAGUGUCUCCAGAUUGUGCCAGAUUUACUUCUCCAACUGGUGCUGCUUUGUCUAAAGUCUCCGUUUCUUCAUUUCCACGAAUGAAUCAGUCUAGCCCAUCCAUGGCUUCAAACCAUCACCUUAAUAGCCCUAGUCCAGCUAUACUAAACUUCACACUACAGAAUUUAGGAUUAAUUUCCCCAGGAAUUCAGGCACCUGUAGAGCAUGUGAGCCCUAUUCCAAAUCAUUUUGGUUUUCAGCAAGGAGGGAUGAUCUUUGUUAAGCCAGUGUCUCCUGUACCUAUUCAGCAUCAGAUUUCUGCGCAGCCUGUUACAUUAUUGAGUUUACAGCAGUCUCCAGUGCUGGCAGCACCUAAAGGAGUGCCAUCCUUACAGAAGGAAGCCUUUUUUCACACGCCAGUUUCUGCAGCGUGUCAACUCGCAACCGUGAGUUCUUCUGUCCCUCGGACAUCUCGGCCAUCUUAUGUGCCACAAAGGAAACUUGAAGUUAGUUCUGAAGAUAGUUAGUUAGUUAGUUAGUUAGUGGCGGUAGCAGCAGACUUGUGUGUGCUUGCUUGCUCACUAAAUACCUCAGUUUGUCAUCUUCCUGAGCCGCAGUGUUUCACACUUUUGUUGUGAUAACAAAUUUGAACUUGGUGCUGUGCCUUAUUGAACUGGAGAGCAAACUGAGCUCCAAAGUGAUUUAUACAAUCUAUUUAAAAAUUUGUAAAGCACACUUUUUUACAAAAUGACUUUAAAGUGACAUCCUUUGUGAAGUAACAUACAUUUAAAAAAUGAAUUAAUUGACAAGCUUAAUUUAUUUCAGAAAAGAACUUUUUCAGGGGCUAUGUAGUAUAGUUUUUAGUUUUUAUUAGGAAUUUUGCCAUUUUAGAGUAAUGUUUUAAGAAUAUUUCCAGAAUUUUGCAACUAAAAACACAUUUAUAAUUGGAUAUGUUCCUGAAGUUAAACAACAAGAGCAUGCAACAGUGUUUAAUUGUACCCUUUAGAUACCUCCAUACAUCCGUGUAGUGAGCAAAGCCAUGAGCUCCAUGAAUUACUCGGAUGUUCUCUUGCUGUUGGUAAUUCUUUUUGAUACACUAUAUAGAGUAAUUAAUUUACCUUCAGUAAUUCAUUGCUUUGGCAAUGGAGGCUUCAUUUAUACUGUGUAUUAAAUAAACAUUUAUGAAAGAGCCAUAAGUAUUGUAACUUUUUACAAAUCUGUAGCUAUUUAACUGUAAAACAUUGCACAAUUGUAUUUUUCAUGUAAACUGUUGAUGUUGCUGUACAAAAUGUAUUUAUGUAAAGUAUUUUCUUGAUUAGCCUGGUCCAGCUCUUUGUAAUUUCAUUAAUUUAUCACAGGUGUUCAUUAUUUGGGGAAAAUACAACUUUUAUAUAUAUAUAUUAUAUAUAUAUAUGUGUGUAUAUAUCUGUGUUUAUCAUUUGUUCUUUUAAUUGGCUAGAACAAGAUUCACACUGACUAGUAUUUAUAAAUUCACAUGCUAGUAGUAUGCACUUCCAUUGACAUAAAUUCAGAACUGUGGGUUUAAGUACCUCUUAAAAGUGUCCAUUCAUUUUUAUUGCACCCCUUUAGUUGUGGCUGCUCGUCAGGAUCACACAGCAAACCGUUUUGUUUUGGCCACUGCACCACAUUUCGUGUCAUUUAAGUUAUUACUGAAAGAAAAUGAGGUUUUAAAUUUAUAAAAGACUCCAGUUUCUGUAGGCUCCAUGUGUUCAGGCCCAGUUCCAGCCCAAUAAUGUCAUGUCAACUCCAUCAGGGCUCCAAUGUGCCCCACUGUCGGGGGUUGAGGUGACAAGGUUUGGGGGGUGGUCUCUGAUGAACUGGCAUUCUAUCCCACUACAGUUACUGUGACCCCUGAGCAAGAGCAGCCGGUAAGGACAACAGGAAAAUAGUUUUUCAUUUUGUUUCUGUUUAUUAACUUUGAUCAAAUUUUUAUCCUUUUGUGUCAAUUUUGAAUUUUAUGACUGUAAAGACAUUUUAUGCUAUAUAAAUAAAUAAAUAUAUAAAUAUUG
This is a messenger RNA of Polypterus senegalus (gray bichir), 6238 nucleotides long. RefSeq names its product E2F transcription factor 8 (gene e2f8). The coding region runs from base 1868 to 4735 and encodes 955 amino acids. Gene Ontology annotation, biological process: regulation of transcription by RNA polymerase II. The record is from RefSeq and is a predicted model, not a curated record. Gene Ontology annotation, cellular component: RNA polymerase II transcription regulator complex. Gene Ontology annotation, molecular function: RNA polymerase II cis-regulatory region sequence-specific DNA binding; DNA-binding transcription factor activity, RNA polymerase II-specific. NCBI's taxonomy places the organism in Eukaryota, Metazoa, Chordata, Cladistia, Polypteriformes, Polypteridae. The transcript is spliced from 14 exons.